AUGCGCUUCCUAAUCGUGCUGGCCAUGUUGGCCGCGGUGGCCCUUGCCAAUCCGCUGAUUAACAUUCGAGUCAACGUGGAUAGUCAAACGGGAUUACCACCGGGACCGGGACCAUACCCACCACCUGGGCCGGGACCAUACCCACCACCGGGACCGAAUCCGGAGGAGCCGCCACCGCAACCCUACAGAAAGGAUGCCCUGGAACCGGCGGCACUUCCCGCUGACUCGGACGUGAUCUAUCCGAUAAACGAAGCAGUUGCACCGUUGGUCAACAUUGAGGUAUUCGUUGACAACCAGCGCCAAGGCAACAUUCCAAUUGUUCCGGAGUAUCCUCCACCUCCUCAGCCAUACUAA
Anopheles moucheti is the source of this 354-nucleotide messenger RNA. RefSeq lists its product as uncharacterized. Bases 1 to 354 code for a protein of 117 amino acids. The transcript has a single exon. Lineage: Eukaryota; Metazoa; Arthropoda; Insecta; Diptera; Culicidae. The record is from RefSeq and is a predicted model, not a curated record.